AUGGCAUUCGACGGCACUUGGAAAGUUGACAGAAAUGAGAACUAUGAGAAGUUCAUGGAGGCAAUGGGUGUUGGCAUGAUGAAAAGAAAGCUGGGAGCCCAUGAUAACCUGAAGAUCACCAUCCAACAAAAUGGGGACAAAUUUAAUGUCAAAGAAGCCAGCAACUUCCGAAACAUAGAGAUUGAAUUUACUCUGGGAGUCAACUUUGAGUACAGCCUGGCUGAUGGGACUGAACUUACUGGUGCUUGGACCCUGGAAGGAAAUAAACUUGUGGCCACAUUUACCAGAAAAGACAAUGGAAAAGUACUUAAGGCAACCAGAGAAAUCGUGGGUGAUGAACUCGUUCAGCUGUGUGUUGUGCACAUAAAGCACAACAGAAUACACUAUCUACAUGAACUUUUCUACGUUUGUUCCAUGUACAAGUUCCGACUAACCUUCAAGGAGAAGAGUGGAUCUUAA
This is a messenger RNA of Motacilla alba alba, 459 nucleotides long. It is a transcript of the gene FABP2, whose product is annotated as fatty acid binding protein 2. Gene Ontology annotation, biological process: fatty acid transport. Lineage: Eukaryota; Metazoa; Chordata; Aves; Passeriformes; Motacillidae. Bases 1 to 459 code for a protein of 152 amino acids. The transcript has 4 exons. The record is from RefSeq and is a predicted model, not a curated record. Gene Ontology annotation, molecular function: fatty acid binding. Gene Ontology annotation, cellular component: nucleus; cytosol.